Triticum dicoccoides is the source of this 1321-nucleotide messenger RNA. Its product is annotated as mediator of RNA polymerase II transcription subunit 15a-like. NCBI's taxonomy places the organism in Eukaryota, Viridiplantae, Streptophyta, Magnoliopsida, Poales, Poaceae. The transcript is spliced from 5 exons. Gene Ontology annotation, biological process: regulation of DNA-templated transcription. The record is from RefSeq and is a predicted model, not a curated record. Gene Ontology annotation, molecular function: chromatin DNA binding; transcription coactivator activity. Bases 121 to 1176 code for a protein of 351 amino acids.
UGACAUGAAACGCUGGGUAAACCAUUCUACUAGUACUGUUCCGGGAUGCAGUUUUGUUCUGAAACCAGAGUUUCUCCUAUCCUAUGCUAUCUUCCUCAAGGAUACAACAGUUGAAAAGCAAUGCAUCCCCCCCACCCAAUUUAUUCACAUUUUGUAUUAUUAUAUGCGUGUAGAUUCGAGACUCUGAGGAAGACCCUGCCAGUAUCCGUGCCAGACGAACUGAAGGAACUUCAAGAAAUCGCCAGGCAAUUCGAAGAGAGGAUCUACACUGAAGCAACCAAUCAGUCUGAUUAUGUGCGGAAGAUUUCUCUGAAAAUGCUCUCUAUGGAGACGAACAGACAACUAGCUCCUGGAAAUGCUCAAGUGAUUCCAAAUCAAAACAACUCAGAAUUACUCCAGCAAAUUGUUGGGAGGCAGCAGCAACAAGCACAUCCCUCCAUUCAUCAACAGCCUUCGCUGCAGAGUCAGCAGCCCAAUAUUCCUUUACAGCAGCUGCAACAGCAGUUGAUGGGGCACCAGCCAAAUUCACAACAAGAUCAGCUAAUUGGUCCACAUAAUGGUGCUGUGGAGAUGCAGGAGCAACAGAGGCUACCAGUUCAGUCAAAUAAUCUUUUGAACGUGCAGCAAGCACAGCAGAUGUUGAAUCAGCAGUAUAUGCUUCUGCAUCAGCCACAUCAAUUGGGCUCUCAGGCAAACAUGGCGAGUCUGCAGCAUCAGCAACUUCUUGGAACUGUGCCUUACAUGCUCUUGCAACAAAAUAACAUGGAUCCGAUUCAGGCACAGAGAGGCCUUCAAGAAGUUUCCUCUAGUACAUCUGCGGACUCUACUGCUGAAACAGGUCAUGCAGAUGCAGAUGUAGAUUAUUGGCAAGAGGAGAUAUAUCAAAUGGUCAAGAUGUUGAAGGACCAAUACUUUGCAGACCUCAGUGAACUGUACAAUAAGAUAUGUGUGAAGCUACAGCAUGUUGAGAGCAUUACACCGCCUCCGGUUCCAUCUGAGCUGCAUGGUAGAAUGAAGAGCUUUAAAACAUUGUUGGAACGUAUACUACAAAUGCUGCAAAUUAGCAAGAGUAUCAUCCAGCCUGCUAUGAGGGACAACGUUCCUCAAUACGAGAAACAGAUUAUCACUAUCUUGAAUUGUCUAAGGCAGGCAGCGCAGCCACAAGUAGAGCAAUAGUUUCAGGAGAGCCACCUGCAGGACAAGCUCUUAAUUCUAGCAUUUCGCAUUAGCAACAACCUUCCCAAAAAUUUGUGGCAGCAAAGCAUGAUAGAUAGUCAUACACUGGUUAAAGUCAUUGUAGAGUCUGGUUAGAAGACUGGUG